AUGGCUUUUCUGGGCCAGCUUAGAGGGUGGAUCUUGGGCGCCGCAUUGGUGGCAAUUCUGUCCACCACGGCUGGGGCUAUCAACAUCUUUCUGGAAUGGCACGUGGCCUUUGACACGACAGCCAAGCCGCUUACUCUUGAUCAACCGGUCAUUACCAUCAACGGAAAGUUCCCUGGCCCGUUGAUCAAUGCGACGACCAACGAUUUUGUCCACGUCAAUGUCUACAAUGACCUGGAUGAACCUCUACUCUUCACAUGGAACGGCAUACAACAGAGGCUCAACUCGUGGCAGGACGGGGUUUCGGGCACCAACUGCCCUAUACUGCCUGGCACGAACUGGACUUAUGUGUUCCAGACCAAGGACCAGAUCGGCACUUUCUUCUAUUUCCCCUCCAUCAACUUCCAGAAAGCGGCGGGAGGUUAUGGAGCGAUCCGCAUCAACAACCGCGUAGUCAUCAGUGUGCCCUUCCCGAAACCCGAGGCAGAGUACGACCUUCUCAUUGGAGACUGGUAUUAAGACAGCUACAAGUUAAUCCGAUCUGUGAUUGGCGACUCUGAGGUCUUAUAUCAUGGAGUCCCCGAUACCAUAAUAAUGAAUGGAAAGGGACCUUACGGUGGCCCCUUUUCGAUCUCAUACGAGUCCUUUAAUGUCACCAAAGGGAAGACCUACAGGUUCCGAAUAUCGAAUGUCGGCACUACAUUUAGUUUGAACUUUAGAAUCCAGAAUCACUCCAUGGUGAUAGUGGAGACGGAAGGGUCCUACACUAACCAAAUCAUGGUGGAUUCCCUCGACGUGCAUGUCGGACAGUCUUACUCGGUCCUUGUAACGGCUGAUCAAGAUGAAGCGGAUUACUACAUGGUGGCGACUCCUAAAAUGUUCAGGGUCAAUGAUUUGAGCAGCCUUGCGGGCAUCGGAGUGCUACACUACUCCAAUUCUGUCAGCCAAGUCAGUGGGCCUUUGCCGGCCGGGCCUGAUCCGUUUGAUUGGAAUUUCACAGUGACUCAGGCUAGAUCUAUAAGGUGGAACUUGACCACUGGAGCUGCCAGGCCGAACCCGCAGGGGACUUUCAAUGUGUCAAAUGUGACCUUGGCACAGACCUUUGUUCUGCAGAACUCCAUUGGCGAGAUCGAAGGUUCAGCUCGAUAUGUUGUCAACAACGUAUCGUACUACACCCUCAAUACCCCACUGAAGCUUGCGGACUACUUCCGCAACGGAUCAGGAGUUUAUCAGCUAGGCGCGUUCCCAACUAGAUCAGUCAACGGGGACGCCGCAUACGGAAUCUCAGUUGUGCCGGGGAUCCACAAAGGGUGGUUGGAGAUCGUGUUCAAGAAUAAUUUGGAUGUCAUGGAUUCAUGGCAUCUCGACGGUUUCGGUUUCUAUGUUGUUGCGUUCGGUCUCGGAGACUGGGAUGAAGGCGCUCGGGCCGGCUACAACCUGUACGAUCCCGUGGUCCGGUCGACCACACAAGUGUACCCAGGAGGUUGGACUGCAGUGUACGCCUUCCUCGACAACCCUGGAAUGUGGAACCUCCGAUCACAGCAUCUCCAAAACUGGUACUUGGGUGAAGAACUCUAUAUCCGGGUCCAUGACCCUGACCCGAACCCAGCCAAGGAGCAGCCGCCACCGGAUAACCUUAUCCUCUGCGGUUAG
Messenger RNA from Eucalyptus grandis, 1650 nucleotides. RefSeq names its product monocopper oxidase-like protein SKU5. Lineage: Eukaryota; Viridiplantae; Streptophyta; Magnoliopsida; Myrtales; Myrtaceae. Gene Ontology annotation, molecular function: copper ion binding; oxidoreductase activity. The transcript has 7 exons. The record is from RefSeq and is a predicted model, not a curated record.